Botrytis cinerea B05.10 is the source of this 3119-nucleotide messenger RNA. RefSeq lists its product as hypothetical. The transcript is spliced from 3 exons. Gene Ontology annotation, cellular component: mitochondrial inner membrane. Lineage: Eukaryota; Fungi; Ascomycota; Leotiomycetes; Helotiales; Sclerotiniaceae. The coding region runs from base 20 to 2884 and encodes 954 amino acids. The record is from RefSeq and is a predicted model, not a curated record.
GAACUUUUAAUCCGCAUACAUGAUUCGCCGACAUAUAUCUGCGGCGCAUAUAUGCUUGAGAUGCCAAAUACGAUUAGAUCGAAGGCCUUUACCAUCCCUAGCCCGGAGAGCGUAUUCUACCGAAUUGGAUGCAGAUCAUGAAGACAAUGGGUUACAGACGUCGAAUGUUCAAUCGCAGGGAAGUAAAUGGGACAGCAAUGGAGAAACAGAGUUACAUACCAGCGAAAAGGAUACAGAUACAGCGAGACCCAGAGAAUGGCCACCAGAACGGCAGGACGACAUCGUUAUAAGAAGGACCUAUGGUGUGUUAAAGGGUCCAAAAUUAAGCCGCGGCGUUAAACACAUCAAGCCAGAAGGACAUAUCAAAGAAUAUAAGCCUAAGAUCUAUGGACGUACUGGAACAAAACAAGUUGGAAAUAGUGUGACAUUAUCAGGUGUGGAUGCGUUGGGGAAGGACGCUGAAGUCCUCGUCUUGCGAGAUUUGAUGUCAAAAUCUCAAAAGGUGAAGAAGAAGAAGAGUCCUCUUGGCGAAGGUCCAGCACCUGAACCUAUUAAUAUUCUAGCUAGACUUCAAAGCGAAAGAGGAAUUGUAUCUUCAAAAGAUGUCGAAGCACAUAUCAAUGAAUGCAAACCUACAGAGGGAACCAUACAAACAUGGGACGACUUCAACGGUCUCGUACAAUUAUUAAAUAAAAGUUUCACGAUUCCUCAGCUGAAGAAUUAUGUUCAGUCAUACCCAGAGGAAGAAAGAAUGAGGAAAGUACCAUCUCUCGGUGUUGGAAUUUUAUACGACGAGAACGCAAUUUUCCGAGCCACUCCGUGGGUACCAGAAAUCUCCCCUAUAAACCAGCCAGUUGAUGACAAUCCCUUGCGGGGAUAUUCUCCAGCAUCCUAUAAUUACAAACAAAACAUUGCGGUAAGGAUAUUAAGGGAAUGCUGGCAAAUGGAAGUUCCAGAACUUGUUGAUGGAAUAGGUGAAGUCGAAGUUCAAGUUCAGAUAAGGGAUCUAGACUUUUUAAAUACCCAGGGAUACAUAGAAUCUUUGAUCAAGCGAUAUUAUCUAAACGACCCCGAAAAGAUUGAAAUAUAUCGACCUCGUCAAGUGCUCCGCAUCACCUCGACUCGAGAAAAGGCUGCUCUCAUUAUUGCUGAGAUCCAAGAUGGAAUACAAAGUAUUAGCAGAGAGGAAUUCCAGUUGAAGGACUUAUGCUUUUCUCAUUAUAUCAGAGGGUGGGAGAAUAGGACUCUUACUCCAGAAGUAUUGGCUAAACUUGGUGAAUUGACCAAAACGGAUAUCAGAAGAUUGCCACACAAAGAGCCGACUCUUCUAAUUUCGUCCAUAAUUACCGACAGAAAAACAGAUUUGUCAAAACGGGCUGAUGUAGUAAAACGCUUGUUACUAGAUCUAGCCCGCUUCGAUGGGUCUGAUCACAAUUCAAGAAAAGUUGGGUUGCGAGACUUCAACGAGUCUUCUUCCACACUUGACUUGCCUGGAGGUUUUGUCAGAUAUCCAGGAUCGCGUGAGCUUUCUUGGCACGAAAGGCUUCGUACGUGGAGUCGAUGGACUACAGCCACCUCUAAGUCUGCGGCCAUCGAUAGCCCGAUUGAAACGAGUCAAUACACCUUUCCUUUCAACACUGUGGACGUGAAACUAGCUGGAAACCCCCAGAAGAGCGCCAAUCCUGAAGGGGCCGAGUUUUUAUGGUCUUAUGAGUACUCGCCCUCUACCACGAUUAAAGCCGGAACUGUUCUACACAAUAUUAGCGGUCAUCGAAUUGGAAGAUAUAUUGAUAAUGAUAUGGAGCAUUCAAGGGGACCACCCGCGAUAUCCCCCGAUAAGACAUUGAAUAUGAUCAACCUGAAGACUGAGAUGGAUAAUGGAUCAAUCCGAAUAUUUUCCGCACAAGCACCAAACAUAUCAGGCCUAUUUCAGUCGGAUCAUAUCAAAAAUGGACAGUUUGACAGUGCAAACCAGGAACUUGUUAUGCAAUUUAAACCUAAUCCAUCGGCGCUAUGUCCAAAUGGCGUCCCAAUUGGGCCUUCCGCUUUCAAUGACUUUCCUCCGAUAGAGAUUUCUUUCAUCAUCAAUCGAGAAUCUCUUGAAGUAGAGUUUCGGGAGCUUCAUGCUAUUGUUUCCACUGAGACAGCGGAUUUGAUGCUCCCUGAACUCAAAGCAGAUCUUCAAUUUCAAAGAAUGAUUCGUUCAAGAAUGUUACUUGAUGAAUCUGAAUCAAAUGGUGGGCUGGAUGGUCUGAAAUUAGCCGCACUUUCUGUAAAGAGUUUCAUUCAGAAUUCCCAACUAGAUCUAACCAGUGAACGGCCCCUAGAAACACCACCGAAAUUGGUCAUUCCCCUCGCUAGACAUCUUUGCACUGAUAAUGGCUGGAAACGCAUGAAUGGCAAGCCAAGAUCGGGUGUUGAUGUUGAAUAUUUGUUUGCCAAACUCGAAUACAGAAAGAAGACAACUUACAAUUUCAAUAAUCACGAAAUAUGCUGCACAAGUAUCGAGGCAGGAAAAGCUGGUGGUUCACAUUUGGAAUUGAGUCUUACAUCUCGAUCCAUGCCAAAUCAAGAUGAAUUCAAUGAGACUAUGAAGACAGCGUUGAAGAUGGUACAGUUGAUGGAUAUCAAGAAUUUCACAAGUGUCUAUGGACAGGUGAGAGAAACAUUCCCAGAACGAAAAGAUCCGGUCUUGGGCCCUGAUGAUUUCAAAUACAUACCAAAGAGGCCUAGUGAUUUCUUGGACGUGAAAAGACUGUACGAAAAAGAUGACGAAAAGAAAUCCAGAUUUGACAGUGCGCCGGUUAAGGAGGACGUCGAUGAAUUGCAUGUGUCGUUGAAUAAAGGACAAGAACCUCAAGAUUCUGAGAGCGGAAGAUGGUAACUGUUUAUUGGAUCUAAAGUUACAUGGUUAUAAACAUUGUAAAAAGCUGUAAUAUAUGAAAUUAUGAAGCAAAAUGGGAUCUGGAGUCAUAAAGGAGAACAUGGCGAGCAUUGCUGUCGGUCUUUUGAAUACACGACAGGACUCCUCUGUUAGGUACAUACUAGAUGUUACUUGUAAACACUCAUACUAAAUACUAUACAACCAACUCAAAUGUUAGAUAUGCAACUUCCUCGCA